Molecule: messenger RNA, 685 nt
Organism: Gavialis gangeticus (Gharial)
Lineage: Eukaryota; Metazoa; Chordata; Crocodylia; Gavialidae
Gene: CUNH12orf57
Product: chromosome unknown C12orf57 homolog
Exons: 3
Coding region: 68-469 (133 amino acids)
Biological process (GO): post-embryonic development
Source: RefSeq, a predicted model, not a curated record
AGCAGCUGCUCCUCCGCGCCUGCAGGUGGCAGUAGGCACCUGUGCUCGAAGCGCGCACUCUGCCUGCAUGUCAAGCCUGCAGCGCCCCAUGGCGGCCUCGGCCCCGGCCCCGGCGGCGCCGCUGACCGCAGAGCAAGCCAAAGUGGUGCUGGCCGAGGUGCUCAAGGCGUUCGGCGCCCCAGAGAACGCGCAGCGCCUGGAUGAGGCGCGGGACAACGCCUGCAACGACAUGGGCAAGAUGCUGCAGUUCCUGCUGCCCGUGGCCACGCAGAUCCAGCAGGACGUCAUCAAAGCCUACGGCUUCAGCAGCGACGGGGAAGGGGUCCUGAAGUUUGCCCGACUGAUAAAAUCCUAUGAAUCCCAGGACCCAGAGAUCGCCAGCAUGUCUGGGAAGCUGAAAGCCAUGUUCCUGCCACCCAUGACGCUGCCCCCACAUGGGUCGGGGACAGGCGGGGUGGCAGCCUCAUGAAUCUGGGACCCUGUCCAGCUCCAGCUGAGCACGAGUGUGAGGGUGCUGGCUCCCAGUAUCCAGGUCCACCAUGUCCAGCUGCAGGUGGGGCCCAAGAAGCCCCUGGUGCCCCAGAAGCUCAGAAGCUUCUUUGUGUCUGUGGCAGUGUUUUAUGUGCCUGCAUGAGACAGAGAGUGCUGCUUCUGCUUGUGAAUAAAAGUUGUUUUAAGAAUGGUC